Molecule: messenger RNA, 615 nt
Organism: Coccinella septempunctata (seven-spotted ladybird)
Lineage: Eukaryota; Metazoa; Arthropoda; Insecta; Coleoptera; Coccinellidae
Product: dynein regulatory complex protein 8-like
Exons: 4
Coding region: 112-591 (159 amino acids)
Molecular function (GO): calcium ion binding
Source: RefSeq, a predicted model, not a curated record
AUUCACUUGAGUAUUGAUUAUCGAUGGAAGUCAUGGAAACCUUUAUAUUGUAUUCAAAAGUGGAUUAACGCAUAUAUCGAGUAGCGAAUGUAGAAGUUUCGAUAAUUAAACAUGAAUGAACUUGAUCUUUCAGUAUCGAUCAACAGUGAUCUUGAAAGGAGAAUCGUAGAAGCAUUUUUAAUAUUUGAUCAUACUGGUAACAAAACGGUGGACGCUAGGGAAAUUUCCACCAUUGUCAGAUCUUUAGGAUGCUGUCCAACUGAAGCGGAAAUUCAAGAAAUAAUUGUGGCUAACGAGGAUCAAGAGUCCCCUGGAAACGUUCAUUUAUCAGAUUUCUUGCCCUACAUGGUACAGGUCAUCACUGAAAGGAGAUUUCAACCAGCUUCUGCUGAAAAACUGUUGGAAGCUUUCAGAGUAUUAGACCCCAAAGGAAAAAAAUAUUUGACCAUAGAUGAGAUCUCUUCCCUCAUGACUGAAGGUGGGGAACCCUUGCAACCAGAAGAAUUAGAAGAAAUGAUGAGGGUUGGAAUAGAUCCCGAAACAGACAGUUUUCCCUAUGAAGUAUACAUCAAUGAGAUUAUGUUUGAUUAGUUGGAGUUCGGAGAAUGGACGGAC